This is a messenger RNA of Micropterus dolomieu (smallmouth bass), 1787 nucleotides long. It is a transcript of the gene hyal3, whose product is annotated as hyaluronidase 3. The transcript has 7 exons. Bases 223 to 1605 code for a protein of 460 amino acids. Lineage: Eukaryota; Metazoa; Chordata; Actinopteri; Centrarchiformes; Centrarchidae. Gene Ontology annotation, molecular function: hyalurononglucosaminidase activity. Gene Ontology annotation, biological process: carbohydrate metabolic process; hyaluronan catabolic process. Gene Ontology annotation, cellular component: acrosomal vesicle. The record is from RefSeq and is a predicted model, not a curated record.
CAACAGCACUUCCUCCUCUCACAGAAGGAGCGGUGGUUUGAACCUGAACAAACUGACCGUGGAUCAGAUAUCACUGACAUUUAUCAGCUGCUGUCCCUGAGUUGAAAGAAUAAAAGCCGACCACAGAUCAGCUGUUGCUCAUACAUGUGAGCUCUGAAGAGGACGACUAUCAGCAGCGAACCGCGAGACUAAAAUGAAGGACACUUCAGUGGGUGAGCGGCCAUGGUGCUGUCUGACCUCCCUCUCCCCUUCAUCCUUCUCUUCCUCUCUCCCAUCCUGUGCACAUCUCUGUCACAAACCUCCACCCAUGGAGUUGACCUCCCUGACAGCCCCCUGCCUGCUGUGGCUGCAGCAGGACCGAUCCUGCAGGACCAGCCCUUCGUUGUGGUGUGGAACAUGCCCACGGCACGGUGUCAAAAAAGCUACAAUGUCCACCUGGACCUGGGAGACUUCGAUAUUGUGGAGAACCGACAGCAGCGCUUCCAGGGACAGAAAAUGUCCAUCUUUUACCGUGACCGCUUGGGAAAAUAUCCAUACCUCUCGAAAGACAACAGAAAGGUGAACGGAGGAAUACCGCAGCUUGGCGACCUCUCAGCUCACCUUUCCCUUGCAGUGACGCAGAUGUCCAGCCUGCUGCAGCCAGACUUCACCGGCUUAGCCGUUAUCGACUGGGAAGAGUGGCACCCACUGUGGGAGAGAAACUUUGGAACCAAGAUGGAGUACCGGCGGCUGUCCAAGCUGCUGGUGAGACAGGAGAGACCGGAUUUGUCAGAGAGUGCCAUGACAUCAUUGGCAAGGCAAAGGUUUGAAAAGGGCGCUCGUAAGUUCAUGGAGGAGACGCUGCAGUUGGCGGUCAGAGAUCAUCCAAAAGGACUCUGGGGGUUUUAUGGGUUUCCUGCCUGCUUUAAUAAGCAUAAAAGAAAUACAGAUAAAAGCUACACAGGACGCUGCCACAGGGGGACCAAAAAGCAAAAUGACCGACUGUCCUGGCUCUGGUUUCAAUCCACCACUCUCUAUCCUAGCAUCUACCUGCCACAAAGGCUGGCAGGAUCCAUGGAUGCAGCUUGGAUGGUCAGACACAGACUGCUGGAAGCUUUGAGGGUGGCGUCAGUUUGGCGCCAUGGCAACAAUACCAGUCAUGCCACACCAGUCAUUCCCUACGCCAGGCUAGCAUUCACACACACUCUCACCUUUCUUAAUAAGACGGACCUGAUGCACACACUGGGAGAGAGUGCGGCACUGGGAGCUGCUGGAGUGGUGCUGUGGGGAGAGAUGAAAUUUGCCAAAUCUAGGCAUCAGUGCAUCCUUCUCAGAAACUACAUACACACUGUGUUGGGUCCCUUCGUCCAGUCGCUGAGGUCUGACACCCAGCACUGCAGCCUCCAACUUUGCCAAGGCAAUGGCCGCUGCACCAGGCGCAACCCUGGCUCUAGUCACAUGGUCUCCUCAGCUAAUGAAAUCAGCAAACCUCUUCACAACCACUUCAUGUGUCAGUGCUACCCAGGCUGGACUGGGCAGGAGUGUCAAGAGAAGAAGGAUGAAAACAGACAAAAGAACAAGUUACCCAGCGUUCAUGGAAGACCAUGGACAUUUUCAGGAAUGUGAGGAGUCCACGUCAUUAAAGCUCCUAAUGUAAUGUAACUAAACAAAUCAAAUUUAAUAAAUAUGUGAAUUUCCCCUGGAAGCAUUUUCUAAAGCUUGCCCAUCGCAAGAGGAUCUAGUUUUAACUGGGGUGAACAGUAUCUUUGUGCUAAACGAAAUAUAAAAUAAAAUCUGUGUGGAAAUCA